CUUGUUCACGCUGUGAGUCUGACGUUCUCCCGACUAGCCGUCCUCCAUAAUGUCGGCCCAUUCUCUCCUCGUAAACUCAUUGCUUCGCCCGCGUUCCAGUAGCCGAUUGUCAUCUCAAGUUAGACACCUAGCAACGCCAUCGACCUCAACGCCGAAGUCAAAGUCCAGCUUCCGUGAAACGCUGGUCUCCGGACCAUCACUAGACGACUUCAUCUCAGGAGAACCCAUAGAACAUGUAGUGCUCGGGAACACUAAAGGACCUCGGCUACCCAGCUUUCUGAAGACAAAGAUACCCUCGGGCGCAUCUUUCAACAAGAUUAAGAAGGACUUGAGGGGUCUUAAUCUUCAUACUGUAUGUGAGGAGGCACGAUGCCCAAAUAUUGGUGACUGCUGGGGCGGAAAGGAAGGUGCAACUGUGGAAGAGGGCAAGAGAGGAGCAACGGCUACGAUCAUGUUGAUGGGAGACACCUGCACUCGUGGUUGUAGAUUCUGCGCCGUCAAGACCUCCCGUGCACCACCUCCAUUGGAUCCUCAUGAACCUGAGAACACGGCAGAGGCCAUCAGUCGAUGGGGGCUCGGAUACAUAGUACUCACCAGUGUUGACAGAGAUGACCUUGUAGAUGGCGGUGCACGCCACUUUGCAGAAACCAUUAUAAAGAUCAAGCAAAAAGCGCCUCAGAUUCUUGUGGAAGCAUUAACAGGAGAUUUUGCAGGCAACUUGGAAAAUGUUUCUCUCGUGGCCAAGUCCGGACUAGAUGUUUACGCACACAAUGUCGAGACUGUGGAGGCGUUGACUCCCUUCGUGCGCGACCGCCGUGCAACAUUCCGACAGAGUUUGAAGGUGCUUGAACACGCGAAGAAGGAAGGUGUUCGCAUAACCAAGACAAGUAUCAUGCUUGGUGUCGGUGAGACAGAAGAGCAGGUCAUAGAUGCUUUGCAAGAACUUCGCAAAAUUGAUGUCGAUGUUGUGACAUUUGGUCAAUAUAUGCGGCCCACGAAGCGACAUAUGAAAGUUGACCGAUAUGUGGAACCUGCCGAGUUUGACCGAUGGAAACAAAUAGCUGACGAAAUGGGCUUCCUCUAUGUAGCUAGCGGCCCUCUUGUCCGCAGUAGCUACAAGGCUGGAGAGUAUUUUAUAGAGAAUGUGUUGAAAGGGAAAGCCACAGAGAACAGAGUGAAGAAUCUCGUUACACAAGAAGCAUCUAUAGGCUAUAACCAGACGACAUGAUCGUGUUGCACGAUGUUGUCUUACUGAUUUACUCUCCUCAUAAUGAUUUAAUCCACGGGCGGAUCCCUUUCUCUACUGCCGUUUCCUGAUGAUAUGAUCCAACCAGUUGUUUGUCAGCAACCCUUGCCUGCGGUUAAGCAUCACCCGAC
Molecule: messenger RNA, 1377 nt
Organism: Suillus paluster
Lineage: Eukaryota; Fungi; Basidiomycota; Agaricomycetes; Boletales; Suillaceae
Product: mitochondrial Lipoyl synthase
Exons: 7
Coding region: 50-1228 (392 amino acids)
Biological process (GO): lipoate biosynthetic process
Cellular component (GO): mitochondrion
Molecular function (GO): lipoate synthase activity; 4 iron, 4 sulfur cluster binding
Source: RefSeq, a predicted model, not a curated record